Molecule: messenger RNA, 3468 nt
Organism: Danio aesculapii
Lineage: Eukaryota; Metazoa; Chordata; Actinopteri; Cypriniformes; Danionidae
Gene: gfra2b
Product: GDNF family receptor alpha 2b
Exons: 9
Coding region: 827-2293 (488 amino acids)
Biological process (GO): nervous system development
Cellular component (GO): external side of plasma membrane; signaling receptor complex
Molecular function (GO): signaling receptor activity
Source: RefSeq, a predicted model, not a curated record
UUCAUUGCGUCCGCUCUGACGUGAAGAGCGACAAAGCCCCGAGGGUCGGACAUGUAACUUCAGUUUCGUGGGAGAAAGCAUUUCUCUGCGCCACAGAAAACAGACGAUAAGUGGAACUGGAAGUGCCCUUUUCCUGUUUGUGUUCUUCACUAUCAUCGACUCGGAAAAACUACGGCAGUUCUGAAGCCACAGGCACGCUGGUGGACACAUAAGGAUUUUCUGAUGAAAGUCAAGGUUGUCCGGCUUAAAGUCGAGGUUAUCCAGCGAGGAAGAUUUAUUGCUUCUCACAGGAGUGCGGAGAGAUUUUCUUAGUUCACGUAAACAAGCAACUUAUGUUUGAACGAUGGUAAAUUAUGCGUUUGUACGAUGAAGGAAUAACCGGUGAUGAUUUGCACGACAAAACCGACUUUUUUGGCGUUCGAAGUUUAGUCGUUUGUAACAUAACACCUCUGAAAUAAAAGUUUGAAAAGAUAAUCUGACGUCUGUAAAUUCAAAUCAUAUCCACAUUUAGACAACGCUGACUUAAACGCGCGCUAUAUUUUCGUCCCAAAUUGGAGGAAUGCUUCGACGCUCUUGUGGGAAGGAUAUGUUCAGUUUCAUCAAAUAAACGCCAGUUACUGUUUAUUUACUAACUUACUCGUCGAAAGUCCCAAAAGGAGAUAACCAAGUUCUGGAAUUGUAAGGUUUGAAGUGAUUCUGACGUUUUCUUCAACCCGCAGCUGACUGUUGGAAAUGAACCUGAGGUGCGAAAAGGACGUUCGUUAAAUAACCGUUGGAUUUGUCCGCGAACAUUGACGGAAUCCUGGAUACCUCAACGGGCAUUCGAAUGGGAUCUAUCAUGAUUUUACUGAAUAUUCUGAGCGUCCUGUUUUUAUCUGAUGAGGUGGCGCUUUCCAUGGCCAGCCAUUCAACCUUGUCAGGGCUGGGAACUCACGGAUGGAGGGCUCCCAUGGACUGCCUGAGGGCCAGUGAGGUGUGCAACCAAAACUCACAGUGCAGCUCACGUUUUCGCAUCAUGCGCCAGUGCCUGGUAGGUCGUGACAGGACUACCAUGCUGGCCAACAGGGAGUGUCAGGCUGCCCUCGAGGUUCUGCAGGACAGUCCACUGUAUGACUGCCGGUGCAAGAGGGGCAUGAAGAGGGAGCUUCAGUGUCUGCAGAGCUACUGGAGUAUUCAUAUGGGUCUCAAUGAAGGUGAAGAACUCUAUGAGACCUCUCCAUAUGAACCGAUGCAUCUUUCUGAUGAGUUUCGACUUGCCUCCAUUAUUUCUGCCAUGGACUCUGCUUCUGCAAAAGGGAAUCUUUGUUUUGACACGGGCAAACCCUGCAACCCAUGUCUGGAUGCCACGAAGGCUUGCAACCUCAACGACACAUGCAAGAAACAACGCACCGCACUCUUGGCCACUUGUAGUCCUGCGGCUCCCAUUCAGCAAGCUCACGAACCCUGCAAUCGAAAGCGCUGCCACAGGGGUCUAAGGCAGUUCUUCGACCGCGUGCAGACAGAAUUCAGCUACCCACUGCUCUUCUGCUCCUGUCGGGAUAAAGCAUGUGCUGAACGCCGACGGCAAACUAUCAUGCCUGCGUGUUCGUAUGAGGAAAAGUCAAAACCUAACUGCCUUGAACUAAGGAGGACCUGUCGUUCAGAUCCGCUAUGCAGAUCCAGGCUGGCAGACUUUCACAUGAAUUGCCAGACGACACCGCAUUCAAUAACAAGCUGUCCUAAUGAUAACUACCACGGUUGUCUGGUGUCCUACGUUGGACUCAUUGGAUCAGAUGUGACUCCAAACUAUGUGGAUGCGAGCCACACCAACAUCACCAUAUCCCCUUGGUGUGGCUGUCGAGGCAGUGGAAAUCACGAAGCUGAGUGCGAGGCCUUCCUUCGAGACUUCAGAGAGAACACUUGCCUGAGAAAUGCUAUCCAAGCAUUCGGUUAUGGCACGGACGCAGGUCUAGUUCCCAUCACAGAGUCUCAGUCGGCAGUCCCAUCAGUACGGACCAAUCUGCAACCGGCUAUCAUCACCAAACAUGUCAUCAACUCAAAUGAUGUCAAGCAAAUAGACAGUGCAUGCGUUUUCUCCACAUGCGCUAACCUUCAGGACAGUGAGCAGAAAUGUUCUAACAGUUUUGAAUGUGCUGAUGAGAAUGUGCUAAACCCCAAUAUGGAGGGAUCCAUUGACUCGGUGGGCUCUCACCAGGCCGACAACAACAGAGCCAGACAUUCAUCUGUGACUUCAAUCAGUGUUUCUGCCGCCACACUGACACUGGCCUUUGCACUGGUCAAUCAGGGUCUGUAAACACAGCCUGACUCUACAGCACCAGGAAGCAUCUGAUGGAUUCUUCUGACCUCAAUCAAAGAACUUCUCUAAAGUGACAUUGAUCUUUCUCUCUCUCUAAGUGUGUGUGUAUGUGUGUCUCACACGCCAUCUUUAAAAAAAACAGUCAAAACAAAUGGAAAAAAAGGAGCUCGUAACAGACUCGAAACACCACUGCCCCAUUAAGGGAAAGGAAGGAACCACUGGCAAAGAACUUCUUAAAAACGUCAUCUUUUGAGGAAAGUAGUCCAUGAUAGUUUCAAAGCUGAUGGACAUUUGAUGAAGAACUUUGAUUAAGAACAGCCGGCCAAUCGCAGACAAACUCUCGCUGUAUAUUUACCUAGAGAAAUAGAGCAUUCGUCAAACAAACUCUUUGCUAUCUCCCCGCGCACAUCAGUACAGUAGUGCUCACUGCCUCGAUCAUUACCAACGAUUCCAUGUAAAUGUUUCUUUAGUUUGAAGAGAAAAAAAAUCGUGCCCUUUUUAAUAAUUUCCAGAGUCUGUUUUUCAAGGAUUCAUCAGCGACACAUUUUUAAGCUACAACCCGGCCGGCACGACUCGAACCAUACUGCCCUGUGUACAAUGUGUAUAAUGAUGUUUGUAAGUAUAUGGGAUUCUUUGAGAAAAUGUCAAGCUUUUUUUUUUUCCUGUUUUAUCUCUAAAAGAACCUUUAGCAUGUGCUGGAAAGCCGAAGACGUGGGGAACUAGAAUAAAAGCGGAGAGCCAUGUGAAACGUAUCACCAUGGAGAGCCGUCAGUGCCAAUGAUGUUCGUCUUAGGCUGUUAUUAUGUGUAAUCAUUUCUUUCUCGCCAAAAGACUUGGAUUAUAUUCAAAGAAAAGUGCUCCGGGAGAGCGGAACAAAAGAUCCAUUUGCAGAGAGGGUCAAUUGUUGGUGUAUUUUAUAGUGUGCAAUCUAUCGUGUGGCCUUACUUUUUUUGUCUUCGCUCUGUUCCUCUCUCUUAUGUAAUGGUUUCAGACCAUAACACUCGCAGAGUAACGCCAAGACAGACAGAGAUGAUUUCGGAUGAUCAAAAAUAACAGCUCCUUCGACUCAAAAUAUAUAUAUAUACACACAAAUAAAAAAGUCUUGGUUCAUUUGUGAUGCUUUAUAAGGGGACACGACAGAGGCUCAAGAAUGUGUCAGACAUAUUUGUUUA